AGGGGCAAAGCGAAGGGAAGGGGAGGCGCUAUCCAUGCAGAGCAGGCAGCAAGAGCCGCGGGAGCGGCGGCGCUCCGGGGAGCAGCUUCAGCCGCAGCAGCAGCAAGAGCAGCAGCAGGAGGAGGAAGGGACCUUCCAGGCCAGGGCCCCCCACAGCAUGGAGAUAGAGAAGGAGUUCCACCGGCUCGACCAGGCCGACAAUUGGGCGGCCAUCUACCAGGACAUACGACAUGAAGCCAGUGACUUUCCAUGCAAAGUGGCCAAACUUUCCAAAAACAAAAAUCGCAACAGGUACAGAGAUGUCAGCCCCUUUGACCACAGUCGAAUUAAGCUGCAGCAGGAUGAUAAUGAUUAUAUCAAUGCUAGUUUGAUAACAAUGGACGAGGCACACAGGAGCUAUAUCCUCACACAGGGUCCUCUGCCAAAUACUUGUGGUCACUUUUGGGAGAUGAUUUGGGAACAGAAAAGCCGUGGUGUUGUGAUGCUUAACAGAGUGAUGGAAAAGGGAUCAAUAAAAUGUGCACAGUACUGGCCUCAAAAGGAGGAGAAAGAAAUGCUCUUUGAGGAUACAAAUUUCACAUUAACCUUGAUAUCAGAAGACAUAAAAUCCUAUUAUACAGUACGACAGUUAGAAUUGGAAAACCUCACAACACAUGAAACUCGAGAAAUCUUGCACUUUCACUAUACAACGUGGCCGGACUUUGGAGUCCCCGAGUCUCCAGCUUCGUUCCUCAACUUCCUGUUCAAAGUGAGAGAGUCGGGGUCGCUGAGUCCUGAGCAGGGACCCAUUGUUGUGCAUUGCAGUGCGGGGAUUGGAAGAUCAGGAACUUUCUGUUUGGUUGAUACUUGUCUCCUCUUGAUGGACAAAAGGAAAGACCCUUCUUCUGUCGACAUUAAGCAGGUUCUUUUAGAAAUGAGAAAAUACCGUAUGGGGCUUAUACAGACCGCAGACCAACUUCGUUUCUCUUACUUGGCUGUUAUAGAGGGAGCAAAAUUUAUUAUGGGAGACUCAUCUGUGCAGGAGCAAUGGAAAGAGCUCUCUAAAGAGGACUUGGACCCACCCCCAGACCAUACUCCACCACCACCCAGGCCACCCAAACGAACCUCAGAAUUGAAUAAUGGAAAGGCAUACGAUCUCAUGGAACCUUUUCCAAAACAUCAGGUGACCGAGGAAGAAAUCACACCUGCAGUCGGCAUGCUGGAGGCGAAGGUUCCUGAUGGCAGGGGUUGCAGCCCUGAGCAACUAGAUAUGGAGAGAGGUAUCCAAGACACUGAGCUUAGGAAGAGAACUGUUGAUGCUUCACCGCACAGUGAAGAGAUGGUAAAGCCAGAAGAAGAGGAUGACGAGAACAUGAUGUCAACUUGGAAACCAUUUCUGGUCAACAUCUGCAUGUUCACUGUCCUGACUGCAGGAGCGUACCUCUGUUACAGGGUGUGUUUUCAUUGAUGGACAUGCCGGCGAUCGUUCCGAAACGCCAGUAACGUCACCAGUGUUUAACUUGUUUCUAUAAAAAAAAAAAGCUGAAGGGGGCAACCAAGCCUUGUCCCAGUGGAAGAGUAUAUUUUAAGUUUGAGAAGCUGGAACUUUGGUUAGGGCUUAAAGAGAAAGUUGAUGCACUAGGGUUUAAUGUUAGCCCUACGGUCCCAAGAACAUAAUAUUCUAAUCUCAGGGCCUUAAGAUAUUCAGGAGUAAGCAGAGAAUAUGCCAAAUAAGUCUUGUGUUUUUCAUUAUUUUUCCUUAUUUUUUAAAAUGGAAUAAUAAGAGUUUACAACACAUUGUUGUUUUUUUAGUCUUUUAAAGCCAGUUUUUGUUCUUUUGGUGUUGUUGAGGGGUUUUUUGUUUUGUUUUGUUUUUCAAAAAAAGAAAAGAAAAAGAAGCUAGCCACAAGUGAAAACUGCUUGUAUUCUCCAAGUGUUUGUAACCAAAUACGCGAUUGGGUUCCUUAAAACACCACUAUACACCCACAUAUACACACCCCUGAAGAAUGUACAACUUUUUUUGAGAAGGGAGAGCUCUUUACUGCUUGCCUUUUAAAGUCUGAGGGGUUAAUCUCUAAAGAACCACUUCUGUAUAACCUCUAUGAAUUAAAUUGGCUGUUGCUCAGGAGCUCCGGUGAAUAAAUAGAGAUGAUUUAGUCCCACCACCACCACCACCGUUGAAGUUGGAUUGUACCUUGAGAUUUUUUUGGCAGUGCAGUUAAGAUCGGAUAUAUUUGAUCAUAUUUAGAUAGGGUUGUUUUUUGUUUUGCUUUCAUUACACAUUUAUUAUAAUGGGCACUUGCUAUUGCUCAGGGCAUCCUGACAGGUCAAUGCUACUAUUUUGUUCCUCCCUUUUAGACAAAAAGGAACUGCAUUUAUCCCUACCCACCCUCACCCAUUGCAAGUCUUCUGUUACACUCUUAUUUGUGCGCACAUGCUGAUUGCAUUGCACCAUAAACUUUCCAGUUACCUAUCUUUUGGAGGAGGGGAGGCAAAAUGCAACCAAGAUAUGUGCACCAGCAUUAAAAAAAAUGGUUUCAGAUACUUGCUUUAGAAAGGACCAGUUUUAAAGCUGCUUUAUUAUUUGGAAUGUAAGAUGCAGUUUCACUCUAGACUUGCCAUGUGAAGAAUGUGCUUUGUGUUUAAAACAGAACAAGAAGAGUUUAAAAGUCAUAAUAACAAUAAAUCUCCGUAUUACAGAGAGCCGUUGGUAAUGUUUCUUAAUAAUUCCUGAGUAGCUAAUGCUGGGGGCAGCUUUCUUUUGGAGAAAAGGUGAGCAGACCUAGCUCUCCAGAUCAGCUAGUCAUUUCGCAAGAUGCAAGCCACUGUAUUGGUAGGCUUUCAUUGUGUUGGCUUUUAUUUUUAUUUUUUAAGAAAAGCAUUUCAAGAUUGAUUUUUAUUUGGUUUAAGAUCAUGCUGUUUAGUAACCAGGCUUAAGGCUGCAGUUCUAUACACACUUACCUGAAAUUGAGCCUGAUUGAACUCAGAAGGACUUAAUUCUAAGCAGCAUAUGUAGGAUUGCACUGUAAGCAUCUGAAUCUUCUGCCUCUGCAGAAAAGUAAUCAUCCUUAUUCAGAACAAAUCCAUGGGGUUAGAUCCAGAUUUAGAGUGAACCUAACACAAUAAAUGGGAUUUGAUUUACUCCUGACUAACUUAAGUCCCAUUGAUUUCAAUGGGUCUACUCUUGAGUAUGACAAGGUCAGGAUCCAACCCAUGGACUUUUUGUUCCACUUGAAAAUGGGGGGCGGAGGGGUUUUUUGAUACAGUGUAGCUCUGGUAACUGGCCGUAGCUGCGAAAAGAAGGGCAUAAAUUAGGCCAAUCAUGUAUUUUACUUUUGUUGACUGGGUUAGUAAGCUGACUUGUUAACUUCUGUUUUUGUGAGCACCAGAAGUAAUAACACAGAGGAAUCCUUUGUCUAUGGUGCAGAGAACAAGACAAAUUUAUUCAUUAGUGUUGUAGUUGUUUCAGAGUAAAACCAUGACAGCUAAACUACAGUGCGACUAAUUACUGCUUUGAAAAUUCUGCGUUCUACUUAUAUAGCACUUAAGCUCCAUCCCCUUUAAAACAAAUCUAUAACAUAAUAGACUUUUCACUCCAUAUUUAUUUUUGUUCUCCACAACUCUUGCAGACUUUAGCUCUUUUUUCUCCCUUGAAUCAAUGAGGCGUUAAUUAAUAGUCUUGAGGAAGGAAGGAAGAAAGGAGAGGUCUGAUUUUAAAAAAUAAAGUUUAAAAGCUAAGGUUGCAUCAAGGGCUUUUCUUAAGUACAAUAAUAAAUCCUCAGGUAGUACUGGAAUCUUACAAAAGACGUUACCUGUGAGAUUGUUGUUCAGAUCAGAAUUUGAAAGGAGGAAUAUUGUUAAGUGGUCAAUAUUUAAUAGUAAUAUUGGAAAUAUGAGAAAUAUUGAUAUGAGUAUAGAAAAUGGUAUAAUAUAUAAUGGCUCAUCUGUGUAUUUUACUAUACAGUAUGUGGAUUGCUUUGUCCCCAUUAAUCUCAUUCAGUGGGAUAUUGUUCAAAAGUGGCAUUUGUAUCCCAUUUUUACUCAAAUGCAUGUAUAGAGUCUCCUAAAAGUGUCCUGAUCAAAAUCCAUGUGCUUGAAAGGUGAAAAUAUAUUUUUUUAUAUUUCUGCUUUCUGAUGUGCCCAAAUUAUACUUGCAUGAUCCGAUCAUUUAAAUGGCUGUGGAUCCCAAGGGUGUCACUGAAGUUUCUUUGUUCAGCCAAUAGAUGGGUAGGUGUGUGUGUGUGCUCUCUUUAAAAACAAAAAC
Molecule: messenger RNA, 4243 nt
Organism: Elgaria multicarinata webbii
Lineage: Eukaryota; Metazoa; Chordata; Lepidosauria; Squamata; Anguidae
Gene: PTPN1
Product: protein tyrosine phosphatase non-receptor type 1
Exons: 9
Coding region: 35-1447 (470 amino acids)
Biological process (GO): peptidyl-tyrosine dephosphorylation; negative regulation of ERK1 and ERK2 cascade; negative regulation of PERK-mediated unfolded protein response
Cellular component (GO): early endosome; cytoplasm; endoplasmic reticulum
Molecular function (GO): protein kinase binding; non-membrane spanning protein tyrosine phosphatase activity
Source: RefSeq, a predicted model, not a curated record